Molecule: messenger RNA, 1260 nt
Organism: Cinclus cinclus
Lineage: Eukaryota; Metazoa; Chordata; Aves; Passeriformes; Cinclidae
Product: fumarylacetoacetate hydrolase domain-containing protein 2-like
Exons: 6
Coding region: 275-1192 (305 amino acids)
Molecular function (GO): hydro-lyase activity
Source: RefSeq, a predicted model, not a curated record
GUCCCCGGCUCGGGCUGGAGGAGGCGCCCGGGGGGGACCUGGUGGAUCUGAGCGCGGCGGAGCCGGAGCUGCCCCGAUCGAUGCGGGAGUUCCUGGAGAUCGGCCCCCGUGGGCUGGCGCUCGCCCAGAGGUGGGUAAGGCAAAGGAUGGGUCCCAAAGAUGGGUGAACUUCAAAGGUGCGUGAUACCCAAAGGUAGGUGCUGCAAUAGCCGGCUCCACUCCAGCAGUGGGUCCUCUGAAAAGAAGAGGGAACUCCAAAAGGGAGGGUAUCCUCAUGGAUCCCCACAGGAGUGGCCAUCCAAAUCUGCAUGCUGCUUUGGAUGACCCCAAAGUGUGUUACCCCCCAGCAGUUGGUCCCCCAAAAAGAGCACUGGAGUCAGGACAGCACCGGGUGCCCCGGGUGACUGCGCGGCUGCUGGCACCUGUGGGGGACCCUGAGAAGGUGAUCUGUGUGGGACUCAACUACCAUGACCAUUGCAAGGAGCAGGCUGUGAAGGUCCCCAAGGAACCCCUCAUCUUCAGCAAGUUCCCCAGUGCCAUCACCGGGCCCUAUGAUGACAUUGUGCACCCCCAGGACACCAGCGAGCUGGACUGGGAGGUGGAGUUGGCUGCCAUCAUCGGGAAAAGAGGGCGACACAUUGAGGAGGCAGUGGCACUGGAACACGUGCUGGGCUUCACGGUGGCCAACGAUGUGAGCGCCCGGGACUGGCAGAUGCGGCGCAACGGGCGGCAGUGGCUGCUGGGCAAAACGUUUGACACCUUCUGUCCCCUGGGGCCAGCCAUUGUCACCAGGGAGGCCCUGGCAGGUUGGGGUCCCAGUGGCACUACCAGGGUGGCCAUGCCCCCUCAUGACACCUCCCACAGAUAUCCACAACCUGUGGAUUCGCUGCAGUGUCAAUGGGCACCGUAUGCAGGACAGCAACACCUGCCACCUCAUCUUUGGGGUGCCCGCCCUCGUCGCCUGGGUCUCCCGGUAGGAAUGGGGGAGCUGGGGACCCUCAAAGUCCAGGGGGCCGUGGCUGACACCUCAUGUGUCCCCAGGUUUGUGACACUGGUCCCUGGAGACAUCCUCCUGACAGGGACCCCUGCGGGAGUGGGGGUCUUUCGGAAACCGCCUGUUUUCCUUAAGCGUGGUGAUGAGGUGCAGUGUGAGAUUGAGGAGCUGGGCACCAUCUGCAACCGGGUGGUCUGAUAGUGGAGAGACACCUCAAAUCCCACCUCCCCCUCACAGGGGUCAAUAAAUCCACGAGCCAUUUGGUC